AUGGGUGAAAGAGAUGAUGGUUUGGGUCUGAAUCUAAGCUUGGGAUUUAGUCGACAGAAGGAACCAUCUUUGAGAUUGAAUCUAAUGCCUUUGACAACGUCUUCUUCUUCUUCGUUACCUCACAUGCAAAAUCACAACAUUAGCCAGCCCCAGAAGAUUCAUCACAACUCUUGGCCUCAUCUAUUUCAAUCUUCUGUGAGGAACACCGACGCAGGAUCUUUGCUAAGAGGUUUCGACGUGAACAGAGCUCCGUCGUCGGUGGCGGUGGACUUAGAAGAAGACGUCGCCGGUGUGUCGUCGCCGAAUAGCACCGUUUCUAGUGUGAGUGGGAAUAAGAGGGAUCUUGCUGCGGUGAGAGAAGGAGGAGGAGGAAUAGAUGAGAACGAGGCGGAGAGAGCUUCUUGCUCACGUGGCAGCGGAAGCGACGAUGAAGACGGCGGGAACGGUGACGGAUCGAGGAAGAAACUCCGGCUGUCGAAGGAACAAGCUCUUGUUCUCGAGGAGACUUUCAAAGAACACAGCACUCUUAAUCCGAAACAAAAGCUGGCUCUAGCUAAACAGUUGAAUCUAAGGACAAGGCAAGUAGAGGUGUGGUUUCAGAACCGUAGGGCAAGGACAAAGCUGAAACAAACGGAGGUUGAUUGUGAGUAUUUGAAGAGAUGUUGCGAUAAUCUAACGGAGGAGAAUCGACGGUUGCAGAAGGAAGUAUCUGAGCUAAGGGCGUUGAAGCUGUCUCCGCAUCUCUACAUGCACAUGACUCCUCCAACUACUCUUACCAUGUGUCCUUCUUGCGAACGUGUCUCGACUUCCUCAUCCGCCACUGCUGCUGUGCCUCCUCCUUCGUCUUCCUCCCCCACAUCUGGUGGUGGUGGACGGCUUCCUACGGUUGUGGGGCGGCCAAGUCCACAGCGAUUAACUCCUUGGACUGCCAUUUCUCACCAGCAAAGAUCAGCUCGCUAG
Molecule: messenger RNA, 960 nt
Organism: Microthlaspi erraticum
Lineage: Eukaryota; Viridiplantae; Streptophyta; Magnoliopsida; Brassicales; Brassicaceae
Source: the annotation of a GenBank genome assembly